CUUUCCCUCUCUCACUCUCUCCAAUUACUGUAUAUGUUGGCAUGCUGAGUUCUUGAAUUAGCUGAGCUUAGUUGAGGAAAUAGGAUUUAUGAUUUUGUUGUGAAUAAUGUGUGUAUUGUUAGAAUCCCAAAUGCUAAGAAAUUUGAUCGGAUUACUAUUUGCAGCAGCAUUUUAAGUAUUGGCCUAUUGGGGCUUUGAUAAACGUUGGAGCUACUGCAUAUUUGUCCUUUCUCCAUUGCUGAAAUGAUUAAAUUAUGACUCAAUAUUAUAAUAAUGCCUUAGGUGAAUAAUUGCACAUGUAUUUAUUCACAUGGCCUUUUCAUUCUGUGGAUGGGGAUUUGAGGUGUUUGGAGGGAGAGGAGUAGAGAAUGAUGAAGAACUCAGUGUCAGAGCAGAGCUUCUACAUAGAGAGUGAGGAUGAGGAGGAGGUGGAGGUGUCUGGGAGAGCUGAUGGUGAUGAUGAGGGUGAGGAAGCUGGGAACGGUUCUGAUUCGUCGAAUUACUGCAGUGAUAACGACGACAAUGAUGAUGGGGAUAGGGAGCAGAGCAAGCCCAAUUCCCUCAACCCCUCUUGGCCUCAAAGUUACAGGCAAUCCAUUGAUCUAUACAGCAGCGUCCCAUCUCCGAGCCUCAACUUUCUCGGGACGCCCUCAUUAUCUCGUUUAGGCAGCUCGUUCCUCUCAUCGUCCCUUACAAGGAGACACACUCCCGAGAUAUUACCUACUCUCAGCAAGCCUCUUAUACCCGAGGCUGAGAAGAGUAAAGAAAGACGAAGCUCACACUCUCUCCUUCCGCCUAUCCCAUCGAGGAAGUCUAGUUUGAAGAAAAUAACACCUGAUGGCAAAUCAGCAGUCUCACACGAGCUCCCGAUUGCUCGCCACAGCUCAUACGGCCAAGCUGUGCUAAAUGGCAUGAAUGUACUGUGUGGAGUCGGAAUCCUUUCGACUCCUUACGCUGUCAGAGAAGGAGGCUGGCUCGGGCUUUCCAUAUUAUUGAUCUUUGCUGUACUUUCUUACUACACCGGAAUCCUCCUCCGCCUCUGUUUGGACAGUACACCGGGGCUUGAGACGUAUCCCGACAUUGGCCAGGCUGCAUUUGGCACCAUAGGCCGUGUCGCCAUAUCUAUUGUUUUGUACGUGGAGUUAUACGCUUGCUGCGUUGAAUACAUUAUUUUGGAGAGCGAUAACUUGUCGUCGUUAUUUCCAAACGCACAUCUAAACCUCGGAAUUAUCCAAUUGGACUCUCCCCAUCUUUUUGCCGUGGCGGCCACCUUGGCCGUCCUUCCAACCGUUUGGUUACGGGAUAUGAGCAUCCUCAGUUACAUCUCCGCUGGCGGAGUCAUUGCAUCGAUCUUAGUAGUCGCGUGCUUGUUUUGGGUCGGAUUAGUGGACGAAGUCGGAUUCCAGACGAAAGGGACAGUUCUAAACCUUUCUUCUCUACCCGUUGCUAUUGGUCUCUACGGGUAUUGCUACUCGGGGCACGCUGUUUUUCCCAAUAUUUAUACGUCCAUGGACAAACCGAGCCAGUACCCUUCCGUUCUCCUCACGAGCUUUGCAAUCUGCACCGUGAUGUAUGGUGCGGUUGCUGUGCUCGGAUACAUGAUGUUUGGCGAGUCGACACAAUCACAGUUCACUCUCAACAUGCCUCAGGACUUACUUGCCUCUAAAAUCGCUGUGUGGACAACGGUUGUGAAUCCAUUUACAAAGUAUGCAUUAACCAUGUCUCCCGUGGCGAUGAGUCUGGAAGAGCUGAUCCCGUCUAGCCACUCCAAGUCGUAUAUGUAUUCAAUCCUCAUUCGUACAGCAUUGGUUGUAUCCACGUUGAUCGUAGGCCUCAGCAUCCCCUUCUUCGGUCUCGUGAUGGCAUUGAUCGGCUCUCUACUCACCAUGCUAGUAACGUUGAUUCUUCCGUGCGCGUGCUACUUGAGCAUCUUGAAGGGGAAGGUCUCCGUGUUUCAAGGAUCGAUGUGCAUACUGGUGAUCGGAGUAGGCGUGGUUUCGUCGGCGUUCGGAACCUAUUCAGCCCUCUCCCAGAUUGUCCAGAAUUUGAGCUCAUGAAUGUUUUGCAGUGUGUUUGUUUCUUACACAUCAUAUUCAUAUACUCAAUUUCUUCAGCAUUCUCUCUACCUAACACAGUAGUGUUGGGAAUUGUUAGUUAGUUAGAUAUUAGUGUGUGAUUUUUCAUGAAUUUUGACAUUGUUUUUGUUGCCUUUUGCUGUAAAAUCCCAUGCUUUUAGAAAUUUGCUUCGACGAAAAAAUGUAUCACAAUUUCCAUUUCGGUCAUUCAUCAAAAGUGUAUCACUUUUUU
Molecule: messenger RNA, 2307 nt
Organism: Salvia hispanica
Lineage: Eukaryota; Viridiplantae; Streptophyta; Magnoliopsida; Lamiales; Lamiaceae
Product: Transmembrane amino acid transporter family protein
Source: RefSeq, a predicted model, not a curated record